AUGGAGCUCACUGAGACCUUUCUGCUCCUGCUGGCCUUUGUCUCCUCCACAAUUGUAAGUACAACUCCUGCGCCUCCGUCUUGUGGUUCCCCAUUGGUCUCAAGUAGAAUAGUGGGCGGUACUGAUGCCAGAGAGGGGGCGUGGCCCUGGCAGGUCAGUCUGCGCUACAGAGGGUUCCACAUCUGUGGGGGGUCCGUGAUUGGCACUCAGUGGAUUCUGACUGCCGCCCACUGCUUUGGAAAGUCCCAGUCCCCAUCAAACUAUAAAGUUCGGCUGGGCGCCUACCGGUUGGCUCAGACAAGCCCCAAUGAGAUCACAUACACGGUGGAUAGAAUUAUUGUGAACCCCCAGUAUAACAGCUCAACUCUAUUUGGCGACAUUGCCUUAAUCAGACUAACGAGCCCCAUCACCUACACCAAGUACAUCCUACCUGUCUGCCUGCCUUCAACAUCUAACAGCUUUACUGACGGCAUGGAAUGCUGGGUAACUGGAUGGGGAACAAUUUCCUUAUAUGUGAAUCUACCAUAUCCUAAGACCCUACAAGAAGUGAUGACCCCACUCAUUAACAGGACAAGAUGUGACCAAAUGUACCACAUUGACUCCCCGGUCAGUGCCAGUAGUGAGAUAAUUCCGUCAGACCAGAUUUGUUCUGGAUAUUCCGAUGGGGGAAAAGACUCCUGUAAGAAAUUCCUCCUCUGGCAGCAGAUCUCUGCAAUAAAUGCCCCUUUCUGUCUUCCAGGGAGACUCGGGGGGGGCCCUUGUCUGUAA
Messenger RNA from Xenopus tropicalis (tropical clawed frog), 768 nucleotides. Its product is annotated as serine protease 27-like. NCBI's taxonomy places the organism in Eukaryota, Metazoa, Chordata, Amphibia, Anura, Pipidae. Bases 1 to 768 code for a protein of 255 amino acids. The transcript has 5 exons. Gene Ontology annotation, biological process: proteolysis. Gene Ontology annotation, molecular function: serine-type endopeptidase activity. The record is from RefSeq and is a predicted model, not a curated record.